Messenger RNA from Mangifera indica (mango), 452 nucleotides. Its product is annotated as probable disease resistance protein At1g52660. The transcript is spliced from 2 exons. The coding region runs from base 115 to 387 and encodes 90 amino acids. Lineage: Eukaryota; Viridiplantae; Streptophyta; Magnoliopsida; Sapindales; Anacardiaceae. Gene Ontology annotation, molecular function: ADP binding. The record is from RefSeq and is a predicted model, not a curated record.
UUGGAUGAUAUUUGGAGAAGAAUUCAAUUGGAGGAGAUUGGCAUUCCUUUUGGGAAGGACCAUGGAGGUUGUAAGAUCGUGCUUACCUCUCGAAGGAAAAAUGUAUGCGAUCAAAUGGGCUGUGACAAGACAUUUAUUGUUGGAACUUUGACAAAACAGGAGUCAUGGGCGCUAUUCAAGGAGCUUGUUGGCAUGGAUGUUGAAAAUUCUAUUAUAAGCUCAAUCGCAAGAGAAGUAACCGCUGAAUGUGAUGGUCUACCGAUUGCAAUUGUGACUGUAGCCAGGGCACUGAAGAACAGAGGCAUGUAUGAGUGGCGUGAUGCUUUACAACAACUUAAAAGGUCAACAUCAACAAAUAUUGAAGGAAUGCAUGAAAAUAUUUCGUAAUUCCUGUUGAAGUCUUAGUGAGAUACGGAACAGGAUUGAGAUGGUUCAAAGACUUGGGGACAAUU